AUGAGAGAUGUGAUCAAGAUAGAGGAGGCUGGUGGAAACCAAACUGACUUUCCGGCUUAUGUUUCUGUUGUUGCUGCUUCGUUUAGCCAGGAUUCAGGAGGUAGUGGGCAAGAUGUUGUAGUAGUGGGACUUGAUAGUCACUUGAAAGAGAUAAAGGAUCGUUUGUUUCAAGAUUCCCCCGAACUCAAACUUGCCACCAUAUUAGGAAUGGGGGGCAUUGGUAAAAGUACUCUUACUGAGCAAGUUUACAAAGAUCCAGAUAUUCUUGACCGUUUUGAUAUCCGCGCUUGGGUAAGAGUUUCUCAAGAGUACUCUGUGCGCCAUGUCCUACUUGGCAUUCUGAAUACUACAGAGAGGUUCACAGACGAAAGGCUUGAAGAUAGCGAAGAGGAAUUGGCUUUGUAUUUCCACAAAAUUCUCAUGUACAGGAGGUUUAUAAUCAUAAUGGAUGAUGUGUGGAACACAAACAUGUGUGAUUUCUUGAAUAGAUACCUUCCUGAUAAUAACAAUGGAAGUCAUCUACUUUUGACUUCUCGGCUGCCAAAUGUUUUUGGAGCACAAGGUUCUCCAGUAGAAUUGGAGUCCGUUGGGAGGGAGCUUAGUCAGAAUUGUAGAGGACUUCCUCUUGCAAUUGUUGUUAUUGCAGGUCUUAUCUUUAAGGACUCCGAUAUCCAAGUCCGGAGAGAUGAAAAUUUUGAGAUAUCUAAAUCUAGACUUAUCAACCUAUGGAUUGCUGAAUGGUUUGUGCACGAAUGUCCAAAUAGAGCUUACACAAUGGAAGAGACAGCUGAGAAGUAUCUGCAAGCACUUGUUGAUCGAAACCUGAUUUUGGUAAAUUGUGGAAUUCUUAUCACAGUGUUCUUUAUGUCUUCUGCAUUGCUAGUCUACCAACUUAAGAGUUUGAAGAUCAUUAUCAAGUACGAUGGUGAUGAUGUAGAGACAGCCAUUUCUCCUGAUCCACCAAAGCUUAAAUUCCUUGAAAACCUUAAAAAGUUGUGUCUAAGAGGUUGUGGAGUUUCAUCGGAACGCAUGACAAGUAUCGGUAAAUUGUCAAAUCUGACGGCUCUGAAACUGAGAUGUGGCGCAUUCUCUGGCCCAUCAUGGGGGAAUGUGAAACGGGAGUUCCCUGAACUAGCGUUCCUACUUCUGGAAGAUUUAAGUUUGAUGACAUGGCUAACUGAUGAAGCUCCCUUCCCGCGUCUUGAAUGCCUUGUUAUAAGGUCGUGCCACAGGCUAAAGGAGAUCCCUUCCACCAUUGGUGACAUAUCAACACUUGAGAAGAUCAAGUUGGUUGACUGUCCUUUUGCUUGGAAUUUUGCUAAGGAAGGAAGUAAAAUUUCAUAUUGA
Messenger RNA from Salvia hispanica, 1347 nucleotides. The record is from RefSeq and is a predicted model, not a curated record. Lineage: Eukaryota; Viridiplantae; Streptophyta; Magnoliopsida; Lamiales; Lamiaceae.